Messenger RNA from Aspergillus alliaceus, 639 nucleotides. RefSeq lists its product as uncharacterized. The coding region runs from base 1 to 639 and encodes 212 amino acids. Lineage: Eukaryota; Fungi; Ascomycota; Eurotiomycetes; Eurotiales; Aspergillaceae. The record is from RefSeq and is a predicted model, not a curated record. The transcript has 3 exons.
AUGGCUGGGGUCGGCUACUGGGGUUCUGUCUUAAUAUCUGUCACCAUUAUUAGCGGCACAAUUGCCACUAUUAUAUUUGCUCUUCGCCUAUACUGUCGUCACGUUGGGAGUGCGGGUCUAAAACGGGAAGACUUUCUGAUGGGAGCUGGCUUACUCUUCUCCUAUGGUCUAGUAGCCUGCACACUUAUAUCCGUAUUCAAUGGAGUUGGGCAUAAUAUCGAGCACCUGCCAGAGGAAACACGCAGACGAGUGACAUUGGUAUUUUGGCUAGGACAAAAGUUCUGGAUACUCUCACAAAUACUUGUUAAGCUUUCUAUCCUUGAACUUAUACGAAAGCUCUUUAUCACUGUCCGAAGAUUGCAAAUCACUAUCACCACUCUCCUGUACUUCACCUUAGUCUGGGGUGUAGGAGCCCUUGUCGGCGAUAUCUUCCUGUGUUUGCCGCCGCAGUAUUUCUGGAUCAAAACUAUCGACGGCAUUUGCAUGCAAAGUCACGCUAUCCUCCUAAUCUUUGGGUCACUAUCUGUCCUUGAAGAUAUACUGAUUCUCCUUACUCCUCUUGUCGAAGUCUGGCGAAUGCGCAUGCCACUGCGCCAAAAAGCUCAAAUAAUGCUACUUCUGUCGCUUGGUUGUCUGUAA